Molecule: messenger RNA, 318 nt
Organism: Ilex paraguariensis (yerba mate)
Lineage: Eukaryota; Viridiplantae; Streptophyta; Magnoliopsida; Aquifoliales; Aquifoliaceae
Source: the annotation of a GenBank genome assembly
AUGAAUAGAGAACCUGAAUCGGCAGAUGUAGAGAUCAUCUCCGUAGAGAGCACGAAGCUUAUCACAUUGUUCAUCGAAGGAUUCCUCGGCAAAAAAGGAACACUCAACUUCACCAGUGCCUUGAUUUUAUCAGGAGUCCCCGAUGUCACCCACAAUGUGGAGAGUGGUGAACUUGGUGUGAUCGUUAAUGGGUGCACCCUUGGUGUCGCCGUAGCCGCGGAGGUCCGAGCCAUGCUCGGUAGCCGUGAGCGGCCAAGUAGAGGAUCUGGUGGCGCCAUGAGUACAGCGUUCAGGGAAGCCGUGGAGUUAAUUUAUUAA